UCGAAACCUACCCACCCACUAUGUCUCGCGAAGCUUACCAGGUUCCUUCCUCUUUGGGCGGACAGAAUGCCUUUGACUCCGGUGCAGGCUCCCUGGACGGCCCUAUGGUUGCUUAUCUAUGUGGCGAGUGCAAUGCUCGUGUCUCGUUGAAGAGGGGUGACCAGAUCCGCUGCAAGGAAUGCGGUCAUCGUGUGUUGUACAAGGAAAGGACGAAGAGAAUGGUUCAGUUUGAAGCUCGGUAAAAUGGGAUAGACCGGUUGCGCGACGUUGGCUUUAUACCUUUCUUACGAUCGUAUCGUGUUAUGCAUUCUGGUGGCGCUUUGGAGUUUGAUGGGACAAAAAGAUUGGAUAUUGCGAUGCGGCGAUGGUUCUACAGAUGACCUUUGUUGAAAGGGACUCAUUGUAUCUGCGCAUCGGCGGAAGGUGCUCGUGUUGAAGAUUUCCAUGAGUAAAAUCAUUAAUUCCGUCAUUCAAUACACAUGUCCCUAUACCUCUA
Molecule: messenger RNA, 496 nt
Organism: Aspergillus nomiae NRRL 13137
Lineage: Eukaryota; Fungi; Ascomycota; Eurotiomycetes; Eurotiales; Aspergillaceae
Product: Rpo12/RPC10 RNA polymerase subunit family protein
Exons: 2
Coding region: 21-242 (73 amino acids)
Biological process (GO): DNA-templated transcription
Cellular component (GO): RNA polymerase III complex; RNA polymerase I complex; RNA polymerase II, core complex
Molecular function (GO): zinc ion binding; DNA-directed RNA polymerase activity; DNA binding
Source: RefSeq, a predicted model, not a curated record